AUGACCAGCCAGUCUCAGGGGAUCCAACAGCUCCUGCAGGCAGAGAAAAGGGCCAAGGACAAGCUAGAAGAGGCAAAGAAGAGUAAUUACUUCUGUUGCGGUUAAUCCUCAGGAAAAGGAAAGCGACUGAGGCAAGCUAAGGAAGAAGCCGUGGCGGAGACGGACCAGUACAGAAUGCAGAGGGAGAAGGACUUCCGCCUGAAGCAGUCUAAGAUAAUGGGCUCUCAGAGCCACCUCUCGGAUGAAAUAGAAGAACAAACACUAGAGAAGAUCAAAGAACUGAACGGAAGCUACAACACAUGUAUGGAAAGCGUGGUUAAGCAGCUGUUGAGCAUGGUGUGCGACCUGAAACCAGAAAUCCAUGUGAACUACAGAGCCACCAACUGAAUGUGCUCCAGACUUCCAAGUCCAUCGCGUUCUGUUAAUAUGAAGGGACUGCAACUGUGCACCUGAAGUUUACUAUAAACUUUCAGGUCACGCAUUGCGUGUAUGGCACAGAAUUAAAAAUUAAAUAACAUGAUGUAAUUUCUCCUGGCAAUGUAUGAUGGGGCUUAAUAUGAAGCAAGUUAAGAAAGGGGACAAAUUUGAUUUUUUUUAAUUGGUUGUUUUAUUUAUUUUCAUUUUGAAUCUUAUCCCCUUUCCAGGUUUCCCCUCUGCAA
Grammomys surdaster is the source of this 659-nucleotide messenger RNA. It is a transcript of the gene Atp6v1g3, whose product is annotated as ATPase H+ transporting V1 subunit G3. Gene Ontology annotation, molecular function: proton-transporting ATPase activity, rotational mechanism. Lineage: Eukaryota; Metazoa; Chordata; Mammalia; Rodentia; Muridae. The record is from RefSeq and is a predicted model, not a curated record. Gene Ontology annotation, cellular component: vacuolar proton-transporting V-type ATPase complex. The transcript is spliced from 3 exons. Gene Ontology annotation, biological process: proton transmembrane transport.